AUAUCCUGUGGAGAGCAGUAACUGUUCACGAUAAUGAAACCCACAAGUGUAUCUUGUGAGAAGCAAGAACUCUGUGAGAAGCAGAACUCAUCUUUAGCAAAUAGACCAGGCUGAGUUUGAAGCCACGUGUGAAGUUACUCAUGGAGAAAUAUGAGAUAUCUGACAGAGACACAGAGGAUCCUUCAACCAGCCGACCUACGAAAGUCCCAAGAAGAGACAUCCCCACAGGAUUACAGACAAGGAAAGCAGCACUUGAGAAAUUAGCAAAAAAAGGAAACGUUGAAUGUUCUUCAGGACCCAGUACCCUUCACAAACCUGUUCAGCCUAAGCCUCCUCUGUCAGUCAAGCCUUCAAGUGAUGAUAAAACAGAGAAAGAUCAGCCUAAGCCUCCUCUGUCAGUCAAGCCUUCAAGUGAUGAUAAAACAGAGAAAGAUCCAAACCCACCACGUUUGAGCCUAGUGGCACAAAGGUUUGGUGCUCAGUUUCAGCCCACUAACAGAGGAAAUGAUGAAAAAACUGGAUGCACUAAAUUCUCUAUCAAAACCAGUGAUCCGUCAAAAGAGGACCCAAAGCCUUUGAACCUAAAACCUGCAUGGAACAAAUUCAAUGCUCCUCGUGAUAAAGAAAAAAAUCUGGGACCAAAACCUAAUUUAAAUUUUGCGUCACAGGAGAAUGAGGCAAAACCUGUAUUUUUGAAAGCAGCUGAGGAAACAGUAAGGCCUGCAACACAAGCAAAUGAGCCCAAGCCUCUUGCUUCUAAACCACCUCUUGCACAGAAACCUUCUCUAAUCAGUGAGGUAUCUCAGAGUGAAGACACUUCUAAUAAAAGUGUUUCUGUGCAAGCACAGCGGAGACCUAGAACAAAUAUACAUGUACGCCAUGAAGUGACGAAAAUGGGUGAAAGUAGUAACUCUGCUGCAGAAGCUGCAGGCAGUCAUUUUCCUAAAAGUGUUCAGAAGCACUCUGGCUGCAGGUCCAGUUUAUCAAAAGAAGCCCCCAAAACUGUGGCAGAAGGCACUGAAGAAAAGCGAGUAAGUGCUGCCCGGAGCUUUUUCCAAGACAAAAUCCUCCAGGAAGAGUCAAGGCCUUCUCAUACAUUCCAUAAGAUGAAUACGGCACUUGCGGGAAGACCACCAGCUGCAUCUCAAGAGAAGGGGGAUGGAGACAAGAGUUCUAGAAUGCCUAAGCGUCAGAUCUUACCUCCAGUGUUCAAGCUGGGACAGCCCCCAAAAAAGCCCAGCAGACCCCCCAGACUGCAGCUGGGACCAUUCCGGCAGAGCUGCCAAGAAAAAGAUUCUAAAAAGGGAGGUUUGAUAAAGAAGGCACCUUCGUCAGCAGCACUUGCCCCGCUGAUAACUCCAUCCCAUUCUGCUGUGCAGUUGCCACCUCCUCCACCGUCUUCUCACCCAUCCCUGCAGGUGCCAGCAGUUCCCAGUCUUCCUCCGAGAAACAUCAAGCCCAGGUGUGAAACAAUAGACAUAGACAAUGAAGAAAAUUAUGAUGACGUUGAAUUUGUGUCAUCAGGUCAUGGAAAUACACAGAGGGGCCAAGAAAGUGAUGGAGAGAUGUAUGAAGACAUUAAUGACAUCAGAUCAUCAAGGGAGAAAGAGAAGAAGCAGGGCAAAGAAGAUAAGAGAAGAAUGGACCAAGAGAAGAAAGAACAAAAGGAAAAAGAAAAGAAAGAGUAUGACCUAAGGAAAAAGUUCAAAUUAACCGGACCCAUUGAAGUCCUUCAUCAGGCACGAGUUUGUGUUGACUACAAGGGAGGGAAGAAUGAACUGACUGUCAAACAAGGGGAUAAGAUUGAAAUCAUUCGCCUCACAGACAACCCAGAAGGAAAGUGGCUGGGCAGGAUAAAAGGACGCUAUGGAUACAUUAAAACAACCAUGGUGGAGAUUGAUUAUGAUUCUUUAAAAAGAAAGCAAAAACCAUCUGCCAUAGCUGCUGCGAAGCAUACAGACAGUGACCAAGAAAUGUAUGAUGAUGUUGGAGAGCAGGACACUACUAGCAGUCAAAGUGGUGACCAAGGUGGAAGUGGAAACAUGUUCCCACCUCCUCCUUCUGAUCAAGAUAUUUAUGAUGGAAUUGAUGAUGAAGAUGCUACAGCUAGGUCUGUAUCGCAGGAUGAAGAUAAGAGUGGUAUCUGGCCCUGGGAAAUCUUGAAGAGGCUAAAGGUCAAAGAUGGCAAAAAGAAAAGUGUACGAGAAAAAACAGCCAAAGUCAAUGAGGCAGAAGAAAAUGAAAAUUUGUUCACAUCUUCAACAAAGCAGUCUGGAAAAGAUUAUGGAGAGGAUGUUUAUGAUGACAUAGAUGCUUCAGACUUCCCUCCUCCACCAUCCAAUCCCAGUUCAUCAAAAUUAGGAAGCUUUGGAAAACCCAAUUCAGAUGAAAAAGAUGCACAAAAGCUCAAGAUGGAGAAAGAGGAGAAAGAGUUCAGAAAAAAGUUUAAGUUUGAUGGUGAAAUAAAAGUUCUUUACUCUGCAACCACAGUCCAGGAUUUGUCUCAGCAAAAAUGGGGAUAUAAAGACUUACAAAUUAAACCAGGGGAAUCUCUUGACAUUAUUGAAAGUACAGAUGAUACCAAGGUCCUCUGCAGGAACAAAGAAGGAAAAUAUGGUUAUGUUCUGAGAAGCAAUUUGGUUCAGAACGAUGGAGACAUAUAUGAUGAUAUUAGUGACGAUUCCAUCUAUGAUAAUGAAUCUGAUGCUGACAUGUUGAAAGAACAACUUCAUUGAAGAUCAAACUCUAUUUUGGAAUCCCACUUGUGAAAGCAAGAAGAGUUAUGAAUACUGACUGCAAGUUAAUUGGUUGCUCUUUUAAAAGUUAACCUUUUUCAGGAUUUCAGCCUUUUGUCCUCCAAUGCUUUAUACAAAUUUGUAUUCCCAUUUAUCUAAGCAUUUAAAAUUCAGGGCAUAUGAGAUAAAGUUACAGUUGUAAUUUGUCACUUCCUUUCCACAUUUCUGACAGUCCAUGUAGAAACACUUCUUUAAUUAUUUAUUCCCAAAGAGGCCAGUUCACAUCUGUGAAGGGUCUUGAGGACAACAGGUCCUGGUUUUACUCUGGCUUUCACCUAUUAAACACCAAAGACAGCUACUCUAGGUAAGACAGUAUUCUGAAAAAAAAAAAAUUGUGAUAACAUCCUGUUGGGAAAAGAAGAAACCAAAAGUGGGCAUCAGAGAAGGCAAUGCAUCACCGACCUGCCAUUCCAACUGCAAUAGUGUUUGCCACACUGACAUAUGCAGCCAUAAUUGCAAAGCUCUCUUUUUCUGUGUUGUACUAAUGAUAGAAUAUAAUUCUCUAAAAUUUAUCUGAAGUCUAUUUUAGAGUAUAUAUACUUAGUAUAUACUUAGUAUAUAUACUUAGGUUAAGAUUUAAUUUCUGUUUACUUUGAAGAUAAGUUGUCACUAUGGUAAUAUAGGUAUUAUAAACUUAGGAUUAAGUGUUUGGAAAUUUCUUCUAGACUAAAUUUGGAAAUUUCUUCUAGACUAAAUAUAUAGGUAUAUUUAUUAGUCUAGUUUGAUAAUGCCCUUUUCUUCAAAGUACUUUAGUUUAAUACUAGAUUUGGCUAAGAAAGAGUACAGAAAUCAAAUACUUCCACACUUAUCCAUUGUAGAAAUAACAUUUAUUCCUAAAGUUAAUUUUUGAUGCUGUUGUCUGAAUAACCAAGUUGCAAAUUUAAACAAAGUCAACAGGUAACUCAUAAAAAUAAAUAUCAUUUUACCCUUGUAUAUCAUAAGUCACAGGAAAUCAAAAGAUGUUAAUGGUAAGCUCCCAAUAAAGAGGGUGAACAUGUGCAAAAUAAUGGAACAUCUGUUGCUUUUGCUGGAGUGCAAGUUAAUCAAAAACCUGUAACAACCAAUGGGAUCAGUGUAAGCAGAUGCUUUUGCUGAUACAGUCUUCUAUAAUCUUGAAGGGAAGUCAGGCACAUUGUGCAACACAGAAAGUUUAGUUUAUAAACAUAAGAAAUUUUGGUCCUGUUAAGUCUAUGACUUUUGGUCUCACCUUCAGUGGAGCUGAGAUUCCAUCUUAUAAAAGUGUCCUUUAUUGCUGCUUCAAAAUACAGUAAAUCUCAAAGGAGACAUAAUCCAGUGGGGAUAUCAAACGUAAAAUUAAGAGGUAGGAUCCUAUAAGCUAUCUUUUACUAUGUGUAGAAUCUCUGUUAGUAUACUGAAAAGCUAUAUGCAAACUUGACUUUUUGUAAUUGCUGUUUCUCUUAUCUGUUUAUUAUUCAACCAGCAUCCAGGCAUCAGAUACGGAUUUUAUGUAUAAAAAGGCAGCAGCACCCAAAGAUAAAACAUGACCAUGCACAUUAAGUGCAAUGAAUAUGUCUGACCAUCUGACUGUCACUGCUAAUGGAUUAUUUAUUUUUUUCAGUGGCAGUCAAGAGGAUUUCUGAAUUAAAUUAGGGGUAUGCCAAAGAAUUGAGUGGGCAUGCAGGCAACCAAAAAACUACAUCAUUUUUCCAUGUUCUUAGUGUUAAUGUGUGUAGGCAAUUCUGUAUCCCUAAUACUAAAUUGGUCAUAUGAUACAUUAAAUAAUGAAAAGAAAAAAAUAUACUUAUGGCUAAAACUCUGUGCAUUGGUUGUUCAAAUGAAAUAUAUUGUGAUUGCUGCAGUGUGUUAAUUUGUAAGGCAUUACUCAAUGCUGGAUGCUUUUCAUCUUUGAAUAAACU
Messenger RNA from Catharus ustulatus (Swainson's thrush), 4672 nucleotides. RefSeq names its product FYN binding protein 1 (gene FYB1). The record is from RefSeq and is a predicted model, not a curated record. Bases 141 to 2735 code for a protein of 864 amino acids. Lineage: Eukaryota; Metazoa; Chordata; Aves; Passeriformes; Turdidae. Gene Ontology annotation, biological process: protein localization to plasma membrane; integrin-mediated signaling pathway; T cell receptor signaling pathway. Gene Ontology annotation, molecular function: protein binding; lipid binding. Gene Ontology annotation, cellular component: plasma membrane. The transcript has 19 exons.